AUGGCCUCACCAAACACGGCUGUGGGAGGUCGCAAGAAGAAGGUAGCAACUGGGACGCGCAAGGGCGUGACGCCAGAGGCCCUCGUUCCACUUGAUGCACCAACGCAGCCGCGUAGCUACCUUAUGCCGUCGGCGACGUCGCGUAAGGCUGUUCCGGCAGUAUUCGCCCGUAAGCGCGCUCGUUCCGCAGCGUUCGACGAAGAAGACGACGAGCUCGCAGGUUCGGAGGAUGGUGCAGCAGAUGGUCCCGUAUCAACUGCUGAAGCCGAUGCCAUUGCAGCCAAGCGAAGGCAAAACACGCUUGCUGCACGUCGCAGCCGCAAACGUAAGCUGGAAUACCAACGUGAACUCGAAGAGUCCCUUGAGGCGGAGAGGAGGGAGAAGGAGAUGUGGCGCGAGCGCGCAAUGAUGCUUCGUACACAGGUGAUGCAGUUCGGUGUACCUGACCCUUUCAGGGACUCGUAA
This is a messenger RNA of Fomitiporia mediterranea MF3/22, 465 nucleotides long. RefSeq lists its product as uncharacterized. The record is from RefSeq and is a predicted model, not a curated record. The coding region runs from base 1 to 465 and encodes 154 amino acids. The transcript has a single exon. Gene Ontology annotation, molecular function: DNA-binding transcription factor activity. Gene Ontology annotation, biological process: regulation of DNA-templated transcription. Lineage: Eukaryota; Fungi; Basidiomycota; Agaricomycetes; Hymenochaetales; Hymenochaetaceae.